Molecule: messenger RNA, 1488 nt
Organism: Daphnia magna
Lineage: Eukaryota; Metazoa; Arthropoda; Branchiopoda; Diplostraca; Daphniidae
Exons: 4
Coding region: 602-1345 (247 amino acids)
Source: RefSeq, a predicted model, not a curated record
GUCUGCUUCGGUUCUGGUUCUACCAUGCUCUAGGACCAUGGUAGAACUCGGCCAUAUGGACUGGCGGUUGAAGUUGAACCUCAACCAAGGGGGGAAAUAUCAGUUGUCGCCAAAACAUUGGUUCAGUUCAAUCAGGUUGACACAAAAAUGCGGUUGAUCGCAACUCAACCUCAUUCCUGAUCAACCAGGUAGACGCCAAAACGCGCCUUUGAGCCAAGGAGCGGACUUUUUCAGAUAGGCAAAGCCCGUGACAACUAGUGACAUUGUGUCAGAUUCAAGAACUGAUUUGUUGAAAAACAAACUCAUAUGACGUUCGACCCAGCUCAUCGUAACAUGGCUGGAGAAAGUGACCAUUAUGAAGAAAUUCAAGAAUCUAUCGACUGGCCCCAAAUUUCGCCUGGGUAUUUUAACGAGGAGGGUGACCGGGUAAGCAAAAUCCCACCCAGUUUGUCGAAAAAAGGGCUCUUAAAGUCCUUAGUGAGAGGGACUAAAUACACUGGAGAGAGUGAGGCUAGCCGGAAGAGAUACUCAGCUGAACUCUCUACUUUGUGGCCCAACUAUCUUUGGAAAGCAUUUGGAAUCCAAUCGAUGGUCAUUCUUAAUGUACCUACCAUCGGUCAAAACAAUAUACAAUUCAACAUGGUCGGUCCUCACAUGGAAACCCUAUUACAACAUCAUUUCUAGCUCUGCUGCAAGCUUUAAAGAGAACAGCCGUGAAAAACAGCAUACACUACCAAGGAUGGUGCCAAUCUCUCCUCUUCAAAUCAGCUCUAAUCCGCAGUCUACAUCACAAAAUUGGCCCAAAAACAAUGCAAAGGUCACUGCUAUUCCGGGCGUGCCAAACAAGUACAAAGUCGCACUCACGAAAAAACAGCACACUCUUUUGAACCAACUGUCUCCACAAAAAAGACUUGAAGAGAGAGAUAAAUUGCUUUCUGAAGCAGUGAGUGUUUUUAAAUCAAAACUCUUGGAAAAUGAAUCUCAAGAUUUAGAGGGGCCUAACGGGCAAAUACCUGAUGGUUCCAGCGAAAAUGCGAGCGCUGCAAAGGAAAAUUCUAAUGAUGCAACAGUACCAGAAGGUGACCAGGUUCAGCCCACCAAGAUUCCAUUGGAUCGCGCUUCUCGCCCUAAGAAGCCACCUGCUAAGCUUGAUUCGUCAACAGCCGAAGUUAAAUCGGGCAGCAAAUACGUUGCAAAGGAUCAAUGUGGAAAUUGCAUCUAUAAAAAGCUUCCCAAAUUAGAGAAAUGGGUUCAGUGUGGCCACUGCAAGCAAUGGUAUCAUUUUUACUGUGUCAAGCUAAAGGAUAGCCAAGUUCCAAAGGUGUUCAAAUGUUGUAACUGUUGAGCCUGUUACAAUUGAAAUCCUCCGAUGAUGCCAAAAACAAAGAAACUUGAAUUAAAUUUGAAAUGUUGAAACUGUUGUUUUUUUAUUUCCAAUCCCUGUUUGGAAUUUGUAUUUUAUUCAAGAAUAAAACCGGUACAAAGACA